GCGUUAGUAAAUUCGCGCUACCUCACGAGCACGCUUCGAUUCUCGUAUCGCUUGUUUCUCUCUCUCUUUGGGAGAGAGAGAGAGAGUGAGGGGGAGGGAGGGAGGGAGAGAAAGCUUGGGCUCCCUGCGAUAUCGGUACGUUUGUGUCAUGUGAGAAAACGAGCGCAUUCAACACGAUUAAUAAUUUGCACAGAGUAGGAAUUUGAAAUCUGUUGCUUCGAAACUUCUGGCCAAUCCUCGGAGCCGGAAGCGACCAUUUGUUUGCACUUUCGAAGCAGAUACAAGUGUCUUUAACGUCUGGAAUCAGUGAAACGGCAGAAGGGGGAUCGUGGGGGGGAAGAAAUUGAAGAGAAAAUAAUAUUCAGUCGAUCCGUCGGCUCGUACGAGCCACAUUUUAUCCUCGUGAUUCUAAACCCUCGGGGAAUAAAGGAUUAAAAAUCCACUAUGCGUUCCCCGAAAGCUGAAGUCGACACCGACGAAUAUCCUCGAAAACGAAGUGAAUAUCUGGCCAACGGCUAACGAGUAGUCUCGUCCGUUGCAUCCGCUCGGCGGUCUACGUUUUUAUUUUGUCCGACGAAAAAAGGCUCCGAGAUAGAUAUUUGUUUUUCAAUUUUUCCUAGAUAUUUCAAUUCGAAGGAAUAAAGCUGCGGAAAUCGCAUAAACGAGUGUGUGGUAGUUAGAAAAUUCGCUGUGUUCGAAAUAUCAGUAACUUUCGAUGUUCCGCCUGAGAAGGGGGGAAGAAAGUUGGAUCGAUGAGCGAGUCGAGAUAAGACACGAAAAAAGACGGUAAAUAAUAAUAGAAGGAAAGAGAAGAGUUCGGGAGAGAGGCGCCGAGUGGUCGUAAGGGCCAUUGGGAGAUGGGUGAUUGGUCGUGCAUGAAUAUCGAACGAUAUCGUGUUUCAUGUAUAAUCAGGGAUGAUGCUACGAAGAUUGGACGGAACGUCGCGAUGCUCCGUAACGACCGCUGCUGUUUUGCAUCUGGCGAUUUUAAUCGGAUGCUUCUGCAUCGAGUUGAACGAAGCAGCGGCAUCGUCGGCGAGUCCGUCAAAAGAAAACAGUUAUCAUCAGCGUUAUCAGGAACAACUUCACGAGGAAGCGGCGGUCGAGGAGGAGGAGGAGGAGGAGAGCAACGAAGAUCCUAUAAAAGAUUGUCCAAAGGGGUGUCGCUGCAACGGUCAAAGUUUUUAUUGCGAGGAAAGAAGUUUCCUCGGUCUCGGUAUACCAGCACAGGCGAGGGACGUUGUACUGAGGGAUGUGCGAGCUGGGACAUUGCCAAUAGCGAGUCUCGAGUCGUCGAAACGUUUGAGAAGUCUCGCAUGGAUAUCGAGCGGCAUAGAGCGGGUGGAAUCUGGAGCAUUUCGGUCAACGGGCUUUCUCGAAACGUUGAAUUUAGGUGACAAUCGUCUAGUCCAAUUGCCCAAUGACGCCUUGAGCCCGUUACGUCGUUUGAGACGUUUGAAUUUAACGAAUAAUCUUUUAGUUAGUUUGCCAAGUUCCUUGUUCAUCGGUCUCGAUUCGCUCGAGGAAUUAUCGGUCGCUGGCAAUCGUUUGAGCGUAUUGCCCUAUCAAGCAUUCUCAUCUGUUAAAUCGCUCAAUCGUCUCGACCUGUCGAGAAAUUAUUUGGUUUCUCUGCCGGAUCACUCGUUCAAGCCGAAUCGUGAAUUGCUCUCGCUUCGACUCUCGAACAAUCGACUGACCAAGUUACCCGGUCGUUUGUUCGCCGGUUUACUCAAACUCCAGCGGCUCGAGCUCGCGGACAACGCGAUUGACAGUCUGCCACGUGGCUUGUUCGGCGAAUUGGCCAAACUCGAUUACCUCGAUCUCGCUGGUAAUCCAAUAGUUAAUUUGACCAGCGGAGUGUUCAACGGUCUCUCCAAUCUCGGACGGCUCGAUCUUGGACGGACGAAAAUCGCGACGUUGAAUCGGGACCUGUGGAGACCGAUCGUCGGCACCCUGAGGGUUCUCAAUCUCGAAAACACGAGAAUCGAGACACUCGGUAACGACGCGCUUUGGGGUUUAUUCCACUUGGAGACUCUCGUCAUAAGGGAAACUCCGUUGCGAGGGAUCGGCGCCCGGACGCUCGACGAAACUCCUCACCUCAAUAAUCUCGAUCUUCGCAACAACGAUCUUGCCUUUCUACCGGGAAACUUGGCUCAUCUGACCCAACUGACGCAAUUACAAUUGCAGGGCAAUCCGUGGGCGUGCGAUUGUCGAAUGUUUUGGUUCGUCAAAUGGGCCGAGAGCCAUGCUCACCGAACAGCCUUUGACAGUGGCUUGAAAUGUGCUCACGAGACCGCGACCGUCGACACUCUCCAGGCCCUCAGAUACUUAAACUGUACAGCACCCUCUCUGACCUACAUCUCGGGUGAAUCCAAGUUACAUCCGUUACUGGGAGAUGUUUUACUCGAGUGCGAAUUCAACGGUAAUCCAGCCCCGUCGUUGACGUGGGUCACACCGUCUCUCCAGAUAUUCCAUUGGAACCCGGACCCAUCCUUUCCCGACAUAUUUCACGAUCAUCCGGAAGUCCACGCGAGCCACGCGAAAUCACCGGCCGGCUCCGCGAGCCCCCCGGAGCAGCAUAAUCGUGGCUCACAGCAGUUCAACAGAAUUCGUUUAUUACAAGAAAACGGCUCGUUGCUCAUCACCGGCUUGAGGAGAGAGGACGUUGGACGUUACAAGUGUUUCGCGAUAAACCCGAUCGACAACGCGACGACCGAUAUCUACCUCAGAAUGGACCCGAUCACUUAUCAACGCAUCAAACUGUACAGCCUCGCGGUCGGAGCUGCAAGCGCAACGGGAUUUCUUCUCCUCACGCUUUUCGUACAAUUUCUUCGUUACCUGAUCGGCAAGUGCGGCUGUGGCAGAUGGUGUUUAUGCUGCAGACGGGUCGGGGUUACGCCACGUGCCAAGCAGAUCUAUCAGAUGUUGGACAACAUCGAAAGCUACAAGAGCCAACAGCUCGAACGUCUUCGAGAAAAUUAUACACAGCAGGUACACAGGAUCAAGGACAACUGCGCUGAACAAGUCGAAUGGAUACGGGACAGCUACGAGGGACAAAUGAGGCACAUCAGAGACAUACGAGAUUACGGAACUAAUCAUCUGACUUCUCUCAGAGAUCAAUACUACGAUCAGGUGAAAAGAGUACGAGACUAUUCGACGUCGCAGUUGAAUUGGGUACGUGAGAAUUACGUCUUCCAGCGAAACAAGAUACGUAAAUUCAGCGCUCAUCAGGUUCUACGUUUGCGCGAGAGCUACAAGUAUCAACAACAGACUCUGAACAAAGUAUUGGAGAAUUUGCCAAAUUUGUAUUUCGACAAUUGCCGAAGUGGUUCCUGCGGCAAGAGCGAUUCGGCGGUAUUCGAUCCGAAGGAUUUGAGCUCCGCCGGUUUGGACACGUACUUCAAGGCGACCUUCAGCGGGCUCAACGGGUGUACCAACAGCAUGGAGGACUUGAACAGCGAGUAUUACACGCCCACGGAUUUCUCCGGCACGAGUCCUCACGCUGUUGGAUUCAUCGAUGGUAUUCACAUCAAUUACAUCGAGGAUGGUCCCCCGCCUCCGCUCGAUCCUCCGCUGGGACCGGACUGUGCAGUGCUUCGAAGAAUUCGAGAGUCUCGGAGUAGCUCGACGAUCGGGAAGAGCUUCGAGUCGAUAGGACCCGUUUAUCGGGGAGUAAGCGCAGAAAUCGUCGCGGGGGAGGGUCCGUCGAGGACUCCGGAAGUUCUCGGUCUUUUGGGACCGAGCACCAGCUUGCCGGAUCUCCCUCACGAAACCCGGCUCUAAUUGGCCUAAUGUUGACAGAGGCUUUUCUUUCGAUGCUUCUCGUCGACGGUGUCCGCUGGGACUGAGGAAUAUUCCGAGUGAACGUACUACCGGUCCUUCAUUCUCGACUUUGUAUACGAAUAACGUGACUGGUGAAUGGUGAAGUAGAAAAGAUUGAGAAGAAAGAGAAGAUAAUAAAUUGAUGAACCGAGUGUUUGUUCACGGUAAACGCGCGACGAUCCUCGACUUUCGAAAAAGCUGAGAACGUGUGUUUUGUUUGUCGGGCACCCUCGUCGUUCACGAGGCCCGAGGCCCGAGUUUGUACCUGAUUCGGGGCUUAUUUAACGCGUGUGCUGGAUCCAGGAUUAUCGCGGCAACGAGUCCGUAUCAUGAUGAGGUAAAGAGAGCAGAAUAAUGAAAAUAACAAAUAGGAAUAGGAGAGAAAAUAAUGUGUGGAGCGAACCGACAGUGGGCUGGACUGAAUAAAACACAGACUUUUUUAGGAGAUGAAUUUUAAACGAAGAACGAUUGAGAUUCGGUGUGCGUGUGCCUGAGUGUGCGGAUGUGUGAGUGAGUACGCGCGUGUCGCCUGUCGCAGCUCGCGUCUUCCAACAACUCGAAUAAUCACGUGAGAAUUAUUUCUCCUUUUGAUGUUUUUUUUUUCUUUCUUUUUGUUCAUCGCAAACUCUUCGCUGAAUGCAACGAGAUUGUGUGCUGGAAUUUUAGCCCGGAGACUGAUCGGAGCUUGAACUAUGUUGACCGGGAAAAUAGUAGAUAUAUUCCAAGUUUCGAUGAUGAAACUAAUGGACGUUUGUAUCGGAACGUAAGGGACCGUAAAAUCACGUUUCAAAGGGGCUAGAGUUUGUCAUGCCUAGGCGUCAAUUGAAACAAGGUCAAAGAUUCCUAAUUAAUUACACACGUAAAUAAGAGACUGUGUGGGAGCACUGAAAUGUAUCGAUCGUACAUCCGGACUCCCGAGGUACGAGGAGCCUCGCCUUCUCCAUUCUCAUAAAACAUCUUUCUCUGUAUAAUUCCAUUGAUGUUCAUCUUAUUUUUCAUACACGUUUCUACGAAUCGCGGUCACUCUCGACUCGAAGCUUAUCUUCCACUGAAAAUACGCUCCAAACUUUGAUUUUCGGUGCUCGAGUGUUCCUCGUAUCUCUGUUAGACCAUAAGCUGUUUCAAGCCACGGGGAAAAACGUUAUAAAAUUGAAAUUUUGAUGAAUCGACUAGGGGACAAUGAGCGGAAGGAUACAAGAGAAUCGAACCUGUUGUUGCAUGGCGUAUGUUUUGGAGCGUGUUCGUCGGUUGACUCGUCAUUAAAAAGACUACAAACAUAACGACGUAAAUCCUUUCAUUGACACUCUCAACCUCGCCUUGCUAAUUUCAGUAGAUUUUUUAAAAUCGAGGUCGAGAGAGUAUGCGAAAAGACGAAAGACGAGAGAGAAUGGAAAAGAUUAUUCAGAGAUGAGGUUAAUAUAAUUUUAGAGUAAACGAAGCAGACUCAUACGCUUACGCGGUGACGCGACUUAAAGCAAGUUUUAAGGUAGUGAGAAAAAUUCUGUGAUCUCUUGGGCGCGUCGCAUCGUGAUUUAAAUUGGAACGACUAGUCUCGCGUGAAACGGCGAGUAUCGAAACACAGAAUUGGAGAAACGAGUCUUGUACAGAAAAUAAUUUUUGAAUGUUUAUUGUUUUUUUUUUCUGUUAAAUGAGGUGCAACUCGAUAAACUCGGAAUGGAAAACGAAAAUGGUCUCAUUGUUGAAAAAACAAAGUUCAGUCUACUGAGCCUGGUUUUAACGCGCAAUUUGAUUGUAGGAUUUUAUAGUUUCGUGAUUGAGGUAAAAGCGGGGGGAUAAAUAAAAAAGUAAAUGCUCAAACGCUCGAAACCUCUCGAGUUUGGGUGGAUUCGAUGCGACUAGCUCAGCAACGGAUGACUGUACAGAAAAUGGUGCAAUUUAGUGAUCGAUCGGGCGCGUGCCUUGUACGGAGUCGAACGUACGCAAUAAAUGGAAAGGGAUCGCGUCAAAAAAUUCUUCUAAAUUGUUUUUAACUUUCUUCUAUUUUCCAUGAAGAACAAAAACAAACAAAAUGUUGACAGCGACUCAUCGUUGAAUGACGCUUUACGAGAGGAGAAAAAUCUUAACUGCUAAAUAUGAGAACAUCCAAUCAGUACUUUUCAGAAACGUAGCAACGAUUUUACGUUUUCUCUUUUUUUUUGUCCAAGCUCAACUGUGUUAAAGUUUUAAUUGAUCUAAUUCUUCUAUCUGUACAUACAAAUUUUUCAAUUAAACUAGUUCUCUUCGAAUUCACGUCGUUGAAAUACAAUUGAAGAAUCCUGACUUUUUUAUCAUUUCAAAUUGUGUAGGUUUCUUAAGGAGAUUUCGAAAGAAAAAUUUUACUGAUUCGUUUCAUGCAGUUUCAAAAUAAUUCAAACGAUACGAGAACACGCAAGUGCGUUGGAUUUCAACGAUGUCAGCAAAAAUAUGACACUCGUUGACAGGAGUUCGCUUCGAAUUGAACAGACUGCAAAAAUAACUCGAUCCUUGGCUCUGUAAAAUGAAAUUUUGGGAAACAACCCAUACGAAAUUGUUCUUUUUAUUCUCAAUGCAGAAGAACUCUGUAUCGUCACUUGUUGCGAUUACGGUCUAUUCCUGAUAAAAUAUUAUACACGUACGUAUAUACGUAACCACAGGCUGACCCAGCUCGGAUGCUCGAUACCGCAACUCCCAAAGGCUACACCGAAUUUCGUAUCGAAACGUUAGAAACAUUGUUUUCCUCGACGAACCCCCCCCCUCGUUGGAGACAGUGCCAUCAUACAUAGGGCCGAUUUUCUAAAGCGUCAAAUUUUCCUGGGAAAAGUCCUCGACAGUUUUUUUGCCAUCUUUCGCAGUUCAGUCUCUUAAGCAGUCGAAAAUCGACCUCAGUAUUUUCCAAAUCUUGAGGAAACCUUUCGAACUACUGUGAGGACUGAAAUACGAAAAAUAAAAAAUAUAGUCCACAGGGACUGAUUCAUAGGAAAAUGUGUACUCUACGAGAUUGGUCCUAUGUAUUUUUGCUCCAUUUUUCAUUCAGCUUUGGCAGCGUAAACGAUAAAAGACCGGAGGCAGUCCGAUGGAAAAAUUCAACUAUAGAGUCCAAGUCGACCGGAAAUUCGGUUUAGAAGUAGAGUUUAUUGGGAACUCUACCUGGGGGAAGCUGGUUGUGUGUAUGUAUACGUAUAUAUAUAUAUAUAUAUAUAUACAAAAACGUAUUUAUUUUGAUAACCGAUGAAAACGAAUGGAAUGAAAGUAGUUCGUGUAUCCAGAGUAACAUGAACUAACAAUAUUAUUGAGCAGUUUUCUCAAUGGAUUUUUAAAUUGCGCGUGUGUUCAACGUGAUGCACGACUUUGUGUUCUUCGAAUUCGAGUUUAAUACAAGAGUGCAGAAUUAAUAAAUUCGCCAUGAGUACAAGCAGCUGGUGACUUUCGAAAGAAUAAAAAGAAACUCUCGGACGUGUGUUUAGUCGAGGGAAUCCUCCGGAUAUUAAUAGAAGGCUGAGAGUACCGUGGCCAUGGGGGUAUACGUAAGUCGGCUCUAAACAACACUGUGUAUUCGCAAAAAUUGCAUUUACACUUUGUAAGAAAUGUGAAGGAUGAAAUAUUGAUGUGCGUAUGACCGAUCGUCGCUGCACACGCAGCUUUCCAAAGGAAAUGCUUUUGCAGCAUCUCGUUGCUCGCGACUAGAGCUUCCGUACUAAAAAUAAUGUUAAGAGUGGGAAAAUAAGAUUCGCACGAGACCGGACGAAGCUGAAUGCUCGUGGGAUUUAUUAUUUGAGAAAUUCUCAACGUAAGACUAAUCAAAAUCUAUGUUGCAACAGGCUCGAAUGAACUUCGCUUCCGGAAUGCCAAAGUCGUGCAUCUGACUGUGCGAAAAUUUAGUUUAUUUUUUAUCCCCUCUAUAUUUUCGUAAAAGUAAGAGACCAAAAGAUUUGAAAGGAAAUGUGAACAAAAUCAUUCGUCCAAAUAUCAAUGAACGAUGCACGAAUGAAUUCUUCCGAGCGUUAUGUAAAACGAAUAAAUUGAGUUUUCAAAAGUC
Venturia canescens is the source of this 7837-nucleotide messenger RNA. RefSeq lists its product as uncharacterized. Gene Ontology annotation, cellular component: extracellular matrix. Gene Ontology annotation, molecular function: protein binding. Lineage: Eukaryota; Metazoa; Arthropoda; Insecta; Hymenoptera; Ichneumonidae. The record is from RefSeq and is a predicted model, not a curated record. The coding region runs from base 916 to 3783 and encodes 955 amino acids. The transcript is spliced from 3 exons.